This is a messenger RNA of Penicillium oxalicum, 1059 nucleotides long. RefSeq lists its product as uncharacterized. The record is from RefSeq and is a predicted model, not a curated record. Bases 1 to 1059 code for a protein of 352 amino acids. NCBI's taxonomy places the organism in Eukaryota, Fungi, Ascomycota, Eurotiomycetes, Eurotiales, Aspergillaceae. The transcript is spliced from 5 exons.
AUGUCCGGAAUCUCGCUUUUCUUUGCGGCGCGUGGGAUCUUGCACGAUUUACGCCAAGUCGUGGAUCUCACGGAAAUCAAGCAUGCGGAGAAAGAGGACAAGAUCAUUGGUGAAGGAACAGAGGAUGUCCUCAAACUCGAUACACUUCUGAAACUAUCCGAAAGCACAAGCCCUGAGCUUCGAUCUGCUGCUUUGCGCAUCAUCUCUGAAAGAUCGACCAAAGGUCCAACGCGCGACCUGCUUCUGGAAGAUCUAUCAUCUAAAAACAAGAGUAGGCGAGACAAAGCGCUGACGGCGCUGAAUUUUCUCGUAUCGAACCGCGCUUUAUCUCGAGCAUCGGUAUGCGCCAACCUCCAAGAUUACGAAACCUUUACAGCACUGGUGAAUUGCCUCUGCAAUUUUCUUGACGAACACACCGAACAAACUUCCACGACAGCCUCGCCGAUUUUGCCCAAGACAAGGCCAUUGGGAGAGAAGAAAGCACUUCAAAUUCUGAAUGUUCUUUUACCCGAGGAUGUCUCUACAGCUGUCGCAGCGGGAGUUGUGAGCAGGUGGCUUGUCAAGUAUCCUUUUCCUUGUGCGCUGGAAGAACCCUCCGGACGAGAAAAUGUCAUUCUUCUGAUGAAGAAUUGGUGGUCAGACGACGCAACUAUGAGCUCCAUACUUGGCACAUUGACUACACACCCUGAAGGCUAUGAGCAACUCCAGGAAUAUGGGCUGAUGAGCAUCAUGGGGGAUGAAUCGGAAGAUGAUAGAGAUAGAGACGAGGAUGAGGACCACGACGAGGACCCGGAUGAACACGACGACGAUGAUAGUGAAAUUUGGGAUAUUGAGGACUCUGAUGAGGAUCUUGAUGUUGAUAUGCCCAGAGACGGUGACAUCUUGAUGGAAGAAGGAGAUGAUACAGCUGGUUUAGGAUUCCAUGCUGGGCCUUCACGAAGACUUCAAGCGGGAACUACAGAAGAUCAGGCUUUGAGACGGCGGAGGCGUGAGGCAAUGGUGCUUAGUGAAGGUGGCCGACCACUAGGGCGCGAAAAUAUCAUCCAGCGCCCGCUUUAG